CAAGCCCUUCCUUUCUGUGCAACUAAGAAAGUUUCAUAUCUUCAAACCGAUAAUAGCAAGCGAAAGAAGAAGAAGAAGAUGGGGAGAGGCAAGAUUGAGAUCAAAAGGAUUGAGAACUUGAGCAACAGGCAGGUGACCUACUCAAAGAGAAGAAAUGGGAUCAUGAAAAAGGCAAAGGAAAUCACAGUUUUAUGUGAUGCUAAGGUUUCUCUGAUUAUCUUUGCUAGUUCUGGGAAGAUGCAUGAGUACUGUAGCCCUUCUACUACGUUGGUUGAAAUCCUGGACAUGUAUCACAAGCAUUCUGGUAAAAGGCUGUGGGAUGCUAAACAUGAGAACCUCAGCAAUGAAAUUGAUAGAAUCAAGAAAGAGAACGACAACAUGCAAAUUGAGCUCAGGCACCUGAAAGGGGAGGAUAUCUCUUCUUUGCAGCACAAAGAGCUGAUGGCCAUAGAGGAAGCCCUUGACCAUGGCCUUGCCAGUGUUCGUCACAAACAGAUGGAGUACUACAAGAUGAAGAAGAGAAAUGAUAAGCUUUUGGAAGAUGAGAACAAGGAGCUGAGAUUCGUUUUGCAACAACAUGAGAUGGAUAUGGAAGAGCAUAUGAGAGAGAUGGAAAAUCCCUAUCAUCAACAAAGGAUGAGGGACUUCAACUACCAGAUGCCUUUUGCCUUCAGGGUGCAGCCAAUUCAGCCGAAUUUGCAGGACAGGAUAUAAUAUAUGUGCGUGGUAUCCAAAAGCUCUCUAGCUUAGUAUUGGUUUCUCAAAACUCCAUGCAUGGUAUGAUCCUUUAUGAAAUGUGAUUUAUAAGUACUCCAUAUCUAAGAUUAUCAUUUCUCAGUACAAGAAAAUUUCGAGAAUUACUCUAUUGGAUGUAAUCGGUUGCCUAACAUUUAUGUUCCGACCUAUCGAAAUUGCCUUUCUCAA
Molecule: messenger RNA, 924 nt
Organism: Manihot esculenta (cassava)
Lineage: Eukaryota; Viridiplantae; Streptophyta; Magnoliopsida; Malpighiales; Euphorbiaceae
Product: agamous-like MADS-box protein MADS9
Exons: 8
Coding region: 79-714 (211 amino acids)
Biological process (GO): positive regulation of transcription by RNA polymerase II
Cellular component (GO): nucleus
Molecular function (GO): DNA-binding transcription factor activity, RNA polymerase II-specific; RNA polymerase II cis-regulatory region sequence-specific DNA binding; protein dimerization activity
Source: RefSeq, a predicted model, not a curated record